Molecule: messenger RNA, 1218 nt
Organism: Echinops telfairi (small Madagascar hedgehog)
Lineage: Eukaryota; Metazoa; Chordata; Mammalia; Afrosoricida; Tenrecidae
Gene: AIMP1
Product: aminoacyl tRNA synthetase complex interacting multifunctional protein 1
Exons: 7
Coding region: 93-1145 (350 amino acids)
Molecular function (GO): tRNA binding
Source: RefSeq, a predicted model, not a curated record
GCUAAUGGGAAAUCUGCUCUCCCCAGCAAAAUCGGAGUGAGGAAAGAGGGAAUCACUUGGAACUUUCUGGAGCAGCCGAGUUUGAAAGUUAGAUGCGGAGUCCCAGGGAAAGGGUGCUACGGGGAAAGAUCGUUUACAAGCCUGUUUCCUUUCCUGUGAAUAUCUCAUUUCAGAACUUGAGGAUUUUCGGCAGAUUCUUGGCAAAGAUGGCAACCAAUGAUGCUGUUCUUCAGAGACUGGAACAGAAGGGGGCAGAGGCAGAUCAAAUUAUUGAAUAUCUUAAGCAGCAAGUGGCUCUUCUUAAGGAGAAAGCAAUUUUGCAGAGAACUCUGAGAGAGGAGAAGAAACUUCGAGUUGAAAAUGCAAAACUGAAGGAAGAAAUUGAAGAAUUGAAACAAGAACUAAUUCAGGCUGAAAUUCUAAAUGGAGUAAAACAAGUCCCAUUUCCAUGUGAUACUCAACUGCAAGCUAAUGCUGCACUUUCCACAAAAGUGAUAGAGUCUACACUGACAACAACCAUACCUCCUGGUGCCAAAGAACAGAUAAACAGAGGAGGAGAAGAAAAGAAGGCGAAAGGGAAAAUGGAAAAGAAAGGUGAGAAGAAAGAGAAAAAACAGCAGCAGUCAGAAACAGGAAGUGCUGAUUCAAAGCCAGUUGAUGUUUCCCGCCUGGAUCUUCGGAUUGGUUGUAUCACCGCUGCCAAAAAACAUCCUGAUGCAGAUUCUUUGUAUGUAGAAGAAGUAGAUGUGGGAGAAUCGGUACCAAGAACAGUUGUCAGUGGCCUGGUGAAUCAUGUUCCUCUUGAACAGAUGCAAAAUCGGAUGGUGAUUUUACUCUGUAAUCUGAAACCUGCAAAGAUGAGGGGAGUGGUGUCACAAGCAAUGGUGAUGUGUGCUAGUUCCCCAGAGAAAGUUGAAAUCUUGGCUCCUCCUCAUGGGUCUGUUCCUGGAGACAGAAUUACUUUUGAUACUUUCCCUGGAGAGCCUGACAAGGAGCUAAACCCUAAGAAGAAAAUUUGGGAGCAAAUCCAGCCUGAUCUUUACACGAAUGCUGAGUGUGUAGCUACGUACAAAGGUGUCCCCUUUGAGGUGAAGGGCAAAGGAGUGUGCAGGGCUCAGUCUAUGAGCAACAGUGGAAUCAAAUAAAGUGAAACACUUCAAUCACAGACAUCCACAGAAGAAAGUUUUAAUAACAAUAAAAAGGAAUGUGUGUGACUUA